Molecule: messenger RNA, 3858 nt
Organism: Paramecium tetraurelia
Lineage: Eukaryota; Ciliophora; Oligohymenophorea; Peniculida; Parameciidae
Exons: 1
Biological process (GO): protein phosphorylation
Molecular function (GO): protein kinase activity; ATP binding
Source: RefSeq, a predicted model, not a curated record
AUGGAUUAAGAUCGAUAGUAAAGGAUUGAAAAUUUGUAACAGAAGUAUUUCUCCCAUCUCUAAAAACGAAUAAGUUAAAUGGUAAGUCACGAAAAUUAAAAAAUCGCUACUUUAUUGUACACCGUAAUAUUUGAUGAUUCUUAUUAUGAAAUAAUAAAAGUGUAUAAUUAUUCUGAGUAAGAGUUGAAUAACCAAAUUGCUAAAACUAUAUUUAUUCCUUUAAGUGAAAUCGAAUUAAAUAAUACUUAAUAACUAAUAUAAGUGAUUCCUUGGUUUUUACUUUUUGUGAUUGGCUAAAAUUUGGAUAUAAAUAAAUGUAUAAAUCUAGACAAUGAGAACGAAUGGGGAAUGUUUUUAACGUUUGUGGCUUAGAAGUGUAAUUAUGAUCCUUCAGCCUAGGAGUAUUUUGGAAAGUUGUAGAAUACCUUAAUAAAUAAAUUUAAGUAAGUCCAAUUUACCACUUUGGAGGAAGUAGUAAAUUUGAUUGUUAGUACUCAAAAAUUGCUCGAAUUAUUAAAUUAAAUGUUCUAUUGGGAUUACUAUCCAUUUGCCAUUAGUUAGACCCAAACAUAGGAUAUUUUUUACGAUCUCAAACUCCAAAAAAGAUAGUAGAUCAUUACUAAUUCUUAUCAAUUUUUAUCGUAGAGGGAUAGAGGAAUGAUUCAAUCCUCAAUUGAAGAUUCAAAAAUGAAAGUGGCUAUCUCAUUUAUAGAAAAGAACUACAAUUAUGGUUAUUUAACUGAAACAUUUCAUAAUGAGUUAGCAGGUAUUGUUAUUUUCGGUUUGAUUCAAUUGGAUCAUAAACAAUUUCAAAAUUUCUUUUAUUCCAAGAGACCUUCUGUGUAAGAGUCUUUGUUGAAUCAAAUUAUGGAUCUAUCAGAUAUUUAGGAUAAUCUUUUUUUGAAACUGCUAUUGGUUGGAAAAUGCUUAUCAAAAUUAAGACUCUGGGAAUAUGCUCUAAAAUUUUAUAAAAAGUUGCAAAAUCAAACAAAAUAUCAUUAAAAUAGAGAAAAAUAUAGCAUCUACAUCACUUUUAAGAUUUGUAAAAUCAAAUUUUUGUAAGGAGAGAUUGAUGGAUUACAGAAGAAACUCAAAAACUUAGGCAUCUAAAUAUUGCGACACCAAAAUUAAGGCAUAAACUUCUAUUAACCGAAGAAUAGGUAAAUCUACCAUCAAUGUAUAUUUCUGUAACUGUUGAUGAGCGUCUAUAAAAAUUCCUCUAAAUUGAGAACAUAUAUCAAGGGCCAAAUUGCUCCAAUCAUCCUAUAAAGUAAUAGUAGCAACUAAAAAAGAUAUUUUACUUUGCUGUAAUACUAAUUCUGGAAACUUGCUGAUUAACAAGAAAUCAUAUUUAAGGACAAUGAAGGGAAGAAACAAUUAGAAUUUAUACUGAAUAAGACUGAAUCAAUAUGUUAGGAGAGACAAGACAUCAAGCGAAAGAGUUCCAAUUUUUUUUCAAACAUCACUUCCAUUUUUAACUCUCCUAAAGAUAGGUUAUAUUAAUGUAUAGAAAUUAAAAGCUACUACAGGGCUGUAGAGGAAAUGCUUAUAAUAAAUGCUUUAGUUCGCCAUAGAGAUAUUUGUGUGUUACAAUAUUUGAAUCUCAAUCUGUAUCCACUGCUGAGAGUUUUACUUGCAUAAAAGAAUUUCUUUGCUUUGAAUUUGAAACCAUAGCUUUACAUUUUUAUACAUGAUUUUGAGGAAGCUUUUAAGUUGGCAUUGUAAACAAAGAAUCAUGAAAUAAUGGCAUAGAUUUUAGAUUAUUAAGGUAAAAUUGAAGAAGCCAUCGAAGCCUAUACAUAAUUAAGCAGUUCCAACAGUAAAUUGAAUUGUGCAAUUCUGAUAAAGACCCAAGAAGACUAAAUGAUUUAAAAUAAAAGUGUAUUGCUGGGUAAUUUUGAAAAAUAAAGCCUUCAUGAAAAUUCUAUAAAUUAUUUUAAAGAAAUAGCUAAAAAUAAAGAGUAGUAUUAAAUUGCUAAUAAGUACCUUCAGAAUUUAUAACCUUUACCUUCAGAGCUGACCAAAUCAGAAAAGUUUUCAAGAAAAUCCUCUAAUUUAAGUGAAUCUGAAUUAUUUACCGAUUUUACUCAGCAGGAUGAAUAUUUUAAAUCAAAAUUGAAAUUGAAUCUCCCAAUUAGAUAAGACAUUAAACUAUUUUAUAGUGUCCUGAAAUUUAAAUUAAGAUGGGAAUAGGAUUCACAAUUAUUAUAGCUAUUAGAUGAAUUCGUAAAAAAAACUCAUUUUCUAAAAUGUGAAAUCUAUGAAUUAAUUAAUAAUAAUGAUUUAGAGUAAUAGAAGAUUGGUUAAGGAGGAAAUGGUUAAAUCUACAAAUUCAAUUUUUAAUGUUAAUCUUAUGCUGCAAAAGUGAUCUCGUUUGAUUUUAAAGACUCAGAAGACUCCAUGACUGAUGAUGAGAAAUCUAGACUUGAAAAUAUUCUUUAAGAAAUCUGCAUCCUUUGCGACAACACUGUUUCUAAGAUUAAAUAUUGUCUAAAAAUUGAACAAUUAGGACUUUACUUUGAAGAAUUGGGUUAAUAAAAAAUUAUAAAAAUUUUUCUAGUCACAAAAGUUUAUAAUAAUAACUAGGUGGUGAAGGAUUGGGGCGAAGAAGAUAAGAUGAAAUUCAUUUACAAACUAUCAUUAGGACUUGCAGCAUUAUAAUUUGAAAGAAGAUUGCUGCAUCUAGAUCUGAAACCUGAAAAUGUUUUAGUUGAUUCUAAGAAUAAUCCUGUUAUUAUUGAUUUUGGAUUGUCCAAAUAUUCUUAUAAGUCUUAGUAUCUAGGGGAUCGGUCAAAUUAAAUGAGUAUUUCAUACAGAGAUCCUGAAUUAAUAAACAGCAAUUAUUAGAGUAGAAAGAAUGAUGUGUACUCAUUUGGAGUGUCAUUAUUCUAUUAUUUUUCUGGUUUCACUCCAUUUUAAGGAUUUGAUCCCUAUCAAAUCAUAGGGGGUAAUGAAUAGUUUUAUGUACAUCAUUUAGCUGCAAUACAAAAUAUUUAAAAUGAAAUCAUAAAAGAUUUGAUUAGAGAUUGCACAUAACCUAUAGCCAUCAGAAUCUCUUUUGUAUUGGUUCUAAAGAGGCUAUUUCUGUAUCAAUAUUAAAUAAGAAAUCCUAAAGUAAGAAACUUAAUCGAAAUGCUAUUCAAUCAAAUUGAAUAUAAUAAGGAUAAAGAAUAAAUGAAACCAAUUUAAACAUUUCUAAAAGUAAUGAAAUAGUUCAUUAAAUAUACAAAUAAUUUUUAAUCAAAAAAAUUAGAAAAUGUUUGUUAACGCUAUGAAAUAAUUUCUCAUAAGGCUUCAUGUGAGAGUUUCAUAGAAAUCAUAUCAAGAAUGAAGUAAUUCAUAAAUUGGGUAAUAUUGAAUGAACAAGAUUUCGUAAUGAAACUUGUUGAUUUCGAAUUAAAUUGUGAGUAAAUUGAUUAAAGUGUAAUGCAUAUUACUUUUAAUUUUUGGGUUGAAAAUGCACAAAAGAUAUAAUCAACUGGAAUGAUCUUGUGGAAUCCUUUUUACUUAAGUAUCGCUUAGAUUCUAAAGUAAAUUCAUGCACAUUAAAUAUAUCUAUAAUAAAUACCAUUAGAAUUCAUAUAUUUAAAGGAUGGAAAAGUAAAAUUGAAUUGCUUUGAAUAUUCAUUAAAUCUUAAGUUUGUGCAUCCUUAACUUGAUUCUGAUUUUGAGCAAUUAUAGAACUUUAUCUCUAAAUAGGACGUCUAGGUCUUAUGCGAAUUAAUUGGCUAAACCAUGGAAUUCAUGAGAAAUAAGCUUGAUUAGGACAUGCAAGAUAGGGUUACUUAAUUUUAGUAAAUUUUGAAUCAAAGUGAAGGGAUAUCUUUAGAAGAAAUUAUUGGUAAAUUGUAAAAUUGA